GAGGAAUCGGAGGAGGGGGAGGCGCGACAAGCAGCUCAGCAGUCACGGCGGCUGUUCUUCGGAGAGCAGGCGUGUGGCCCUUUCCCCGCCUUCUUUCCCUUCCCCUCCCAGUGAGUGAUUCAAGCCGUGCGCUUCCCACUUCCGCCCCCUCCGCCUGCCAUUGGAACUAGCAAAGCCGAACAAGUUGGGGCCGUCGAACAGCUGGCGCUUCCCUUCCUCCUCCUCUCCUCUUCUUCUCUCCUUCCCUCUUCAUCCCUGGCCGCCGCCGCCGCCGCCGCCCGGAGGCCUAGAAACCGCAAAGCCCCCAGCCCACGCCGCGGCAGACAUGAGCUUCUUGUUUGGUAGCCGCUCCUCUAAAACAUUUAAACCAAAGAAGAACAUUCCAGAGGGUUCUCACCAGUAUGAGCUCUUAAAGCACGCAGAAGCCACACUUGGUAGUGGUAAUCUCCGGAUGGCUGUCAUGCUUCCUGAGGGGGAAGAUCUAAAUGAAUGGGUUGCAGUGAACACUGUGGAUUUCUUCAAUCAGAUUAAUAUGCUUUAUGGAACAAUCACAGAUUUCUGUACAGAGGAAAGUUGUCCGGUGAUGUCAGCUGGCCCAAAAUAUGAGUAUCACUGGGCAGAUGGAACAAACAUAAAGAAGCCUAUUAAGUGCUCUGCACCAAAGUAUAUUGAUUACCUGAUGACUUGGGUUCAGGACCAGUUGGAUGAUGAGACAUUAUUUCCAUCAAAAAUUGGUGUCCCAUUCCCGAAGAAUUUCAUGUCUGUGGCAAAAACUAUACUCAAACGCCUCUUUAGGGUUUAUGCUCACAUUUAUCAUCAGCAUUUCGAUCCUGUAAUCCAACUUCAGGAGGAAGCACAUCUCAAUACUUCUUUCAAGCACUUUAUUUUUUUUGUCCAGGAAUUCAACCUUAUUGAUAGAAGAGAACUUGCACCACUCCAAGAACUGAUUGAAAAACUCACCUCAAAGGACAGAUAAAAGGACGCAGAGCUGUGCAAAUUGUUCCUCAAAUGAAGUGUGUGGAGUUUAUUUGGAUUUGGUUGUGUUUUAUUUUUAUCUCGGUCAUUUUUGUCAUAGGUUUAGGGGGCUUGUUUGGGUUUCUUUUUCUUUAUUCUGAGUAAGUGAAACCAUAUUCAAUUGCUAGAGGAAGCCAAGAACCAUUCUCUGUAAAUUUGAUAGGGGUAAGUUUUGUCUUAGUGGCAUAUGGUGGUUUUUUUUUUUUUGUUUUUUUUACUUGGUUUGCUUACUUGCAGAAUUUUUGAUAAUACUGUGUGCUGAAAGAAAACGCUUGCUGAUUGGACUGAUGACAGUUGGGGGUUCUGUGUUGUGUAAAUUGUGGCCAAUUUCUGAAGUCCCCAAAAGACUUAUGUUUUUAAGUGCCUUGGUAGGCUCACUUCUGAGGUGCAAAGCACAGACAUAGAACUGAACAGGGCUUGAACAAUAUUAGGAUUACUACCCAGGGCACUUACUGAUGCAUGUUUUAAAAUGUCUAUGAUAAAAGCCAUAGUUUACCAAAAUUGGUGAUCUCCAGCUUUUACUACAUUAAAGAAACACAAUUUGUAAAGGUGUGCAUGUAGAACGUACAAAAUUAGUAUUAAUUAUUUUUGAUAUUGAUGGUAAUUCUGUUCAACAAAUGUUUAAAGUUCUACAAGCAGGUCUUUCUUCCAUCUCUUGAUAUCUGUGAUAUUGAAACUAAAGGAUGUUGAAGUGUAAUACCUAUUGCAUUUUAGCUUCUUUCUACAUGUUAACUGCACUCUAGGUGUAAAAAUUCAGGUUUUAUAUAGGUUUGCCAUCUUCAGAGGUGAUGCUGAACUGUGAGGUUUCUUAGCAAUUGCCAAAUGAGCCAUAAGUCUAGAGAAUUCCCUUCUACUUUGAAGAGGAGGGGAUGGAUAAGAGUAUGUGUUUGGUUGGGAGGGUUUGUUUGUAUGGGGAGCUAUAGAUGGAAUUGUAUGAUGAGUCAAGUUCAGAAAGUCUUGUCUUAAAAUCCUUGAGUAGAGUGGCAUGAAGUUUUUAACCAAUUUCUUGUAAACAAAGUCUUAGAGACUUCCUUUUAGGAAUCAACUUCCAUGAGAAGUUAAACAUAAAUUAUUAAUUUUAGGUGUAGACAUUAAACAUGGAAUUUAAGGACUGUUUGGGGGAAAUUGAUCACUCUCCAGCAUUUCCAUUCAGUGAAUGGAGCUGGUGUUUGCCUGUCAUUUUAAAAUGAUACAGUACCCUUCUCUGCUUAUGAUAGGCCCAAUUUGAAGCAUUCUGACUUCUGAUUUUUCUACUGUGAAAGGAAAUCUUUUUCUUUGCAGUGAUAUCAAACAAUGUAAGUGCUAAUUUAGUAGUUAUUAACUUUUACAUUUUAUUUGUCAUGGCUUUCUAGUGAAUUAUUCCCAUAAGUAAAAAGUUCAGAAAGUUAAUUUUUAAAAUAAUUUUAACAUUUUUCACUUCAAUUUUAGUCUUGAGAAGUAUCUUUUUCAGACUUCCUUUUGAUUUUGUCAUUUCUGGUAAGAUCUGUUUCCUUCAGUUACAAAUAUAUAUUCUUCCUUUAGUGUGAAAUAUAUACCUUUUUCCUUGUGGAAUAGAAAUCUUGCUUUGAAAUUAUAUAGACUAAAAAUGGUCAGUAGGCGAGAAUCUAAAAUUAAAUAAAUCAGUCUGUCUUUGCCAUUAACAGGGAGAGCAGUGAUAUAAUUUAAUGCCAUUACAGUUAUGAUGACUAGGAACUGCCUUUUUCUCCAUUUCAUUUCUAACAAUCAUUCUCCAAGUACCAACAGUAGAAGUAAUGGGAGAGCCUGGCAAGUAUGUUGGACGUUCAUUGGUAAUGGUUAUUGAUAAACUGCAGUGAGAAGUAACUGAUGUCCUUAAAAAAAAUAUUUUAUUACCUAGGUAGGUAAUAUCAAUCCCUGUAGGUUGAUUCAGAAAUAAAAUUUGGCAUCAAGUGACAUGGGGUCCUAUUUAUUGAUGAAAAUGAAGCAUGAUUAUUCCAGUAGUCUUCCAUACUGCGUUGGACUUUGUAUCAUCCUAGUAACAAAGGGGUUGCAAAUAGCCAAGUGUAGAAAAUACUGAAAAAUCGUUCUUGCUCUUUUAAGCCUUACACAGUAGUACACUGUAAAAAUGGAAGGAUGUUUCUAUAAAAUAAUGUUUAGUACUAGGCCCUACUUUCCUACUGUGUGUAGAUAGGAGUUUGUUGUCACUGUGUCAGAAUCUCAGGUGCCUGCUUCUGAGUAUUCCUUUAAACAGAGGUAUUAUUAGGAAGUAAGGAGAUAAUGUACGCAUGGAUAUGGUAACAAAGUAGAGAAGUUCUCCCAGGGAGAGGCCUGGCAUUGUACAUGGGGUUACAUGGCCACAGGUAAGGAAACACCCACCAGAGCAUGUGAGAAAUAACCAGUUUAACAAAACUUGCUUUGAUUUGAUUAGUUUCCAUGAGCGUUAAUAAGAUGCCCUUUAUAAAAUAAGGAUCAAAUCCUGGUUUUGUAGCACUUUGCUUAUGAAUGUGUAUUGGAUUCUUCCCAGAUCUCUUAAUUUAGUUUAUAAAUAACCAAGAUAAUGAUUUCCCCCCUGCUCUUUAUACACAGAUUUAAAGCAGAAGUUGGUUUUCUCAUCCACUAAUUAAACCAUAAAAUAUCAAGUAGUAAGUUAACAUAGUAUUAUUAUCACAAUGCUUUGGUUAAGUGUUGAAAUGAAGCAAGUUUUAGGAGUUAUUUUAAAUGAUGGAAAAUUAAUAAUCCAAGAGUGAAAAUCUUUCGGUAAGCAGUAGAUGGUGCUACUGGCUCUCAUUUGCUGACUUGAUUGUUCUGUUUCCCAUAAAAACCAUGCCAUUAGACUUCAUUAAAAGAGUAAGCAUGUGUUAGUUGGCUGGUAGAGGCUUUGGAGGUCAGUUUACUUUACAUCGAAAGAUUUUACAUUGCUCUUUCUACUUGUGUUAUUUGUAAAUGGUAAAGGGUGAGCAUAAAAUGUAUUGGCUGGGAGAAGACAGGUUUAGUGUAUAAUAUAUCUCAGAUUAAGUUACUGCCUGGCUUAUCAGGAAAGAUAAAACACUACAAUCUCUUAUCUUCAGGAAAUACAGAUGAUGUGGAUAUUUAUAUUUUACAUAUAAUCACCAGACUCCAUUUUAUGUAUUAGCAUUUUCCUUGCUUAUGGGAAAAUAGCAAAAUGACAUUUCUUUUAUACCUUUGUGUACACCCUCUCUGAGAGAGGUUUUGAUAACCACUGAAAUGGUGAAAUGUGAGAUACAAUUAUUAAGUUAGUUGUAGGACUUUCUUUUCAAGUAAGUAUGUCAUACCUUAAACAUCCAAAUGAGAGUUGAUCUUCAGAGUGGUUCCUGUGGGAGCAUUAUUCUUUCUAGCUAUGCUUUGAGGGUGUAAUGUUUUUGGAGCAUUUUCAGAGAUGCCUUGAGAAUUGGUUUAUGACUAUGCAAGAAAAUCUAUUUCAUCAUUUUAGUUGCACCGAAGACUUUUUUGGCAGCUUAGUAAGACCUAGCUCAUUCACCAAACUUAACUCUACUUUGCUGUUUUCUUAGAAUUAAACCAUUAGGGAAGUUCAAAAGACUGCCAUAGGCUCUGAAUUUGCAGAAGAGAAUGUUUUGAGCAUUGGUAGCACCAUUUAAUAAAGGAAUAGUUUCCUGAUGUCUCUACUUUGAAGUACACAGUAUCAUUUGGAUGUAUAGGUUUUAUUUAAUUUUUACAAAUUUAGUUUAAUUACCUUAUUGUUAAAUAUAAUAAUUUAAAAAUCAA
Prionailurus viverrinus (fishing cat) is the source of this 4716-nucleotide messenger RNA. It is a transcript of the gene MOB1B, whose product is annotated as MOB kinase activator 1B. Gene Ontology annotation, molecular function: protein kinase activator activity. The transcript is spliced from 6 exons. The record is from RefSeq and is a predicted model, not a curated record. The coding region runs from base 326 to 976 and encodes 216 amino acids. Gene Ontology annotation, biological process: hippo signaling; positive regulation of protein phosphorylation. Lineage: Eukaryota; Metazoa; Chordata; Mammalia; Carnivora; Felidae. Gene Ontology annotation, cellular component: nucleus; cytoplasm.